UAGUCCAGGGAAUCAUAUCUCACUCAAACUUUUGUUUCGCUCGCUCUUUCACCUUCACCUUCACCCGCGUCUUUACUAAGCCAGAUCUUCACACCAUUAUUUAUUCUUUUCUCCCACUUGUUCCUUGUUUAUAUUUACAUCACCUAACCCUUAGAUUGAGUGGUGCCUCUUGUCUUUUCUUUUUCGCUUUCUAUCUUUCAUUUUUAUUUUGAUUAUGGCGGAAACUGGUUCUGAUCUGCCUGUCAAGAGACCUAGAGAUGACGAACAAGAGAUUAAUGGUUCCAUUUCCAUGGAGACUGAGUCUACUCAUAUCUCCUCUGUUAUUCCUGGCUGGUUUUCUGAGAUCAGCCCAAUGUGGCCUGGUGAGGCACAUUCCUUAAAGGUUGAAAAAAUCUUAUUUGAGGGGAAGUCUGAUUUCCAGAAUGUCCUCGUCUUUCAGUCAUCAACAUAUGGAAAGGUUCUGGUUCUGGAUGGGGUGAUUCAGCUCACUGAGAGAGAUGAAUGUGCAUACCAAGAAAUGAUCACCCACCUUCCACUUUGCUCAAUUCCAAACCCAAAAAAGGUUCUGGUUAUUGGUGGAGGAGAUGGUGGAGUGUUGCGGGAAGUGGCUCGCCAUUCAUCUGUUGAGCAGAUCGAUAUCUGUGAAAUCGAUAAAAUGGUUGUUGAUGUCUCUAAACAAUUUUUCCCUGAGGUAGCUGUUGGGUAUGAGGAUCCCCGUGUGAAACUUCAUAUUGGUGACGGAGUUGCCUUUUUGAAGGCUGUUCCUGCUGGAACUUAUGAUGCAAUCAUCGUGGAUUCAUCGGACCCGAUAGGUCCAGCACAAGAGCUCUUUGAGAAGCCAUUUUUCGAGACUGUUUCUAAGGCUCUUCGUCCUGGAGGAGUUGUGAGUACUCAGGCAGAAAGCAUCUGGCUUCACAUGCACAUUAUCGAGGACAUUGUUGCAAACUGCCGCCAGAUCUUUAAAGGCUCAGUCAAUUAUGCAUGGACCACAGUUCCCACUUAUCCAAGUGGGGUGAUUGGUUUCAUGCUUUGCUCAACCGAGGGACCCUCUGUUGAUUUCAAGCACCCAGUGAACCCAAUAGACGCUGAUAAAAAUCCCAGCAAAUCAAGAGGACCCUUGAAAUUCUACAAUUCAGAGAUUCAUACAGCAGCAUUCUGUUUGCCAACUUUUGCGAAGAAGGUGAUUGAUUCCAAAUGAAUACAAAAACUGCAAUAGCAUUGAAGCAGGAGUCAGCUUCUGCACUGGUAGAAAUUUAUCCAUUUUGCCAUGAGAAACGGAAUAAGCUGAGGUUUAAAUUGAUGUCUUGAGUAUCUUUGAUUGGGUAGAGUUAGUGAUAUUAUUGUUGGUGAAUUUUAUUAGUGCUAGUGAUCUUCUAUUUGAAAAAAAAAAAAAAAAAAAAAAAAUGGCUGUUCUUUAAUGCAUUUUUGAAUUGCAUUCACA
Pistacia vera is the source of this 1441-nucleotide messenger RNA. RefSeq names its product spermidine synthase 1. The record is from RefSeq and is a predicted model, not a curated record. Lineage: Eukaryota; Viridiplantae; Streptophyta; Magnoliopsida; Sapindales; Anacardiaceae. The transcript is spliced from 9 exons. The coding region runs from base 215 to 1198 and encodes 327 amino acids. Gene Ontology annotation, molecular function: spermidine synthase activity. Gene Ontology annotation, cellular component: cytosol. Gene Ontology annotation, biological process: spermidine biosynthetic process.